This is a messenger RNA of Protopolystoma xenopodis, 567 nucleotides long. Lineage: Eukaryota; Metazoa; Platyhelminthes; Monogenea; Polystomatidea; Polystomatidae. The record is from the annotation of a GenBank genome assembly.
UGGAACAUUAUAACAGGUAGAAAUUAUUAUAGAAUUGAUAAAUACCAUUUAUUUAUUAUUAUUAUUCUAGGUAAGACGCUUCUCGCCAAGGCUGUUGCAAACCAAACAUCUGCUACUUUCCUUAGAGUUGUUGGCUCUGAACUUAUACAAAAAUAUCUAGGAGACGGCCCUAAGUUGAUGUUAAAUCAAUUAGAUGGGUUCGACUCUCGUGGUGAUGUUAAAGUUAUCAUGGCGACAAACCGUAUUGAAACUCUGGACCCAGCUCUUAUUCGGCCAGGAAGGAUAGAUCGCAAGAUAGAAUUCCCCUUACCUGAUGAAAAGACUAAAAGGCGUAUCUUUGGUAUUCACACAAGCAAAAUGACCCUGGCUGAAAACGUCAACCUAGAAGAAUAUGUGCAAUCCAAAGAUGAACUUUCCGGAGCCGACAUCAAGGCUAUUUGCACGGAAGCCGGACUCUUGGCGUUAAGAGAACGACGAAUGAAGGUCACUGAUGAAGAUUUUAAAAAGGCCAAAGAGAAUGUUCUUUACAGGAAAAGUGAGGGAACACCAGAAGGCCUAUACUUAUAA